AAAAGCGCCCCUCUCUGUCAAACAGACAGAUCUACCAAUACCAAUCUUUGUGUCCAGACUCCAGUGUCGAUUACUGCGAUCUCCCUGGGAUUGAAUGAACCUUCUGGUUCUAUACAUACAUAAACUCAUAUCUCUCAAUAAGCUUUGCAUUUUCUCUCUCUAAAUCAUCCUCAUAAAGAUAAAAGUUAGAGAAAGGGCGCGGGGAAGGAUUUGCUGAGAGUGAGAGAAUGGCAAGCUCAUACUCUGCUCCAAUCAGUGCCUCUCAGGUGGGUUCCUACUUCGUGCAACAAUAUUAUCAUGUACUUCAGUACCAGCCGGAUUUCGUUCAUCAGUUUUACACCGAUUCCAGCUCUAUUGUUAGAGUUGACGGGGAUUCCAGUGAGUCUGCUUCCACUCUCGUGCAUAUCGAUUCACUUAUCUUGUCGAUCAGUUUCUCUGGAAUCAAGAUCAAGACAAUAAACUCUAUUGAAUCUUGGAAUGAGGGUGUUCUUGUGGUGGUUUCUGGCUCUGUGAAGCCCAAGGAUUCCUGCAGGUGGAGGAAUUUUGUUCAGACUUUCUUUCUUGCUCCUCAGGAGAAGGGUUACUUUGUUCUAAAUGAUGUCUUUCAUUUUGGCGAUGAGGAGGUGAAUGAUCAACCACAGCCACAUGAAGUUCCAGAAAACAAUUUUGAUGCUCUACAAACUGCCCCUAGUCUGCCAACAGCCUCAGACUAUGGUUUAGAGGAAGAGGCAAGGGAAUAUGUGAGCUCAGUGAGCCUAGAAGGUAAUGGUGAUGCUGAUGACUACAGUUAUACAGAGCUCCAGCACGAGCAUAUCUCUGAGGCAGAAACAAAACAGGAAGAGACUCCUUUGGAAGAGGCAUCAGCUUUGCCUCAAAAUUUAGUGGAAAGCUCAGAGGAACCUGAACCGUCUAUUCAAGAACCUGUUAGAGAGCCCUCAAAGCUUAGUUACGCUUCCAUAUUGCGAGCGCCUAAAGGAAAGCCUGCACCAUCUGUCAGUAUCCAGCCAAGCUUUGCCAAGAGCGCACCACCUCCUCCUUCAGAACAGAAGCCUGCCCAGCAGUCAGAUGCGGCCUUACAUACUUUGUUGGAUACAAGCCCUGAACUGGCAGAUGAAGGCUUCUCUCAAGAAGGCGAAUCAAUGUCUGUCUAUGUGAGGAAUUUGCCUUCAGCUAUAUCAACUUUAGAUAUAAUGCAAGAGUUUAAAAGCUUUGGAAGGAUCAAGCAAGAUGGAGUAUUCUUAAGAAAUCGCAAGGAAGUUGGUGUGUGCUAUGCGUUUGUUGAGUUUGAAGAUAUCCAGAGUGUUAAGAAUGCGAUCAAGGCAUCUCCGAUACAAAUGGGUGGAAGGCAAGUGCACAUCGAGGAGAGGAGAGGAGGCAGCAGUAGCACUUUACGUGGAGGCGGGAGAAUAACGGGAAGAGGCAGAGGAGGAGGUCGUUCUGGGGUUCGGAGAAACUCAUAAACUAGUAAUCAUCGUAGGGAGUUUGAUGGAUGAUAUCGCUAUUAGCUACCAAGCUUCCUUCUUGUCCAUUUUUCAUUAUGGUCAGUUGAGUGUGAUUUGUAAUGGAUUCUGAUUCAUUCAAGUUUGAAUGUUUUUUGUCAUGAGUAAAAAGAUGCAUAAAGUUAUCUGCCACAA
Molecule: messenger RNA, 1634 nt
Organism: Ipomoea triloba (trilobed morning glory)
Lineage: Eukaryota; Viridiplantae; Streptophyta; Magnoliopsida; Solanales; Convolvulaceae
Product: nuclear transport factor 2-like
Exons: 10
Coding region: 228-1460 (410 amino acids)
Cellular component (GO): ribonucleoprotein complex; cytosol
Molecular function (GO): mRNA binding
Source: RefSeq, a predicted model, not a curated record